This is a messenger RNA of Nezara viridula (southern green stink bug), 354 nucleotides long. The record is from the annotation of a GenBank genome assembly. NCBI's taxonomy places the organism in Eukaryota, Metazoa, Arthropoda, Insecta, Hemiptera, Pentatomidae.
AUGCCAACUAAAUACUACGUCCAUGGAUUCAAGGUUUUUAGCAUCUUGUGCUCACUGUUUGCUAGUGUUGCUGCAUUCUGUGCAAGUGGUUUUGCUUUAAUCCAUCUUGUCCGGCUUUAUAAGAGUACUUGUCAACCAGCUAAUGAACUACAUGCUAUUUGUGUUUGCAAAGCUGCUGCCUAUGCACUUACUUAUCCAGAUUUAAAUUGUCCAGAAGUAGGUGUGGAAUGUUCUGUCUGUCUUACUAAUUGGCUCAAGUGCAGCAAAUGGUAUCGCUGGCUUCUUAUCUGCAUGGUAUGUGAUUCUUCAUUGGACAUCAAGAACACCACGAAGUUACACAAAAGUUGCAACUAA